AGAGACUCAUGAAAAUACUGUGGAACAAACAAGAAAGCCAAUGUGCAGAAGUUUGUUCUGGAGUGUUCUCCUAAAAUAAAUCAAGAAACAAAUAUUUUGGGUGUCUUCCAAGUCUCAACUUCCUCAACAUUGUUCUGUCUGUAGCACAGCCCCCAUAUGUAUGCUCCAUUCGCUGUCCUCUUAUUGUUAGUCACCCAGUCAUUUUUCUGAUGUGCAGAUCUUAAGGAGGCAUACUGAACAGAGAUGGGAAUGACAUACCUUUUCCUGAUAUUGGCAGUGUUUUCUGUUGUGGUCAAGAGUCAGCUCAAACCCCAGGUUUCCAUGGUCCUCACAUUCAAGCAAGUCUACUCUGGGGAUACAAUAAUUCUGAGUUGUGACAAAAGCACAGGUAAGGUAAAAUGGUUCUUCAACAAGGUUGAGGAUCAAAAUCAAGCCAACAAGACAUGGAGCAUAAGGGCUGUCUCUGCUAAGAACUCCGGCUCAUAUCAGUGUGAGAACAAUGGACAGAAGAGUGACAACUUCAACAUCACAGUUCUAGAGUACCUUCCACCUGCCACUCUGUUGAUCAAGUCAGGGGAGCCAGUCAUCAACAUAGAUGGCUCAGUAGUCCUGGAGCUGCUGGUGGAGGAGGAUAAGAGUCUGAAGGGAUGGUGCUGUUGGGUGUACAAGGCUGGGAGAGUACGAAGAAUAACACUCAAGAAAAGUCUGACGACCGAAAAUCACAAAGUGUUGACCUUUCAACCCAGCAAACUGAAAGAAAACGUCGCCAUCUACUGGUGUAGUGACGAGACUAACCUGAGGAGCACCCCCCUCACCAUCAAGACCUCAGACCAGGUCGUACGGAUGAUUAUAUUGCCUGGGCCUGCUCUUUUGGGGGAGAAACUGAGUCUGCGGUGUGUUGUGUCGGGGACCGACCGAAUUAGCCACACUAUAUUCUACAAGGAUAAACAGACGAUAAAAGACGGUUCCAGUUCUUCUCAUGUUAUCGACAAUGUGACCGAGUCCGACCAGGGGAUAUACAGCUGUCAAGCCACCUUUACGCGAAGCGACAAAAGAAUGCCAAACACAUUCAACUCAACUCAACAAGAACUGAUUGUUUCAGCACCCCCUAUGAAGGCAGUUGUCUCGGAGUCCGCUGGCCUGUCCUGCUCAUGCUCCAGCUGCCCCAACGGCGCCCUCUAUCACUGGUACUACAAACAGCACAAUCCUCAGUGGCUACCUAAAGGCAUCAGGGAAAGCUACACAGGUUUCAUGCCGGCUGGUAGUUACGCAUGCAGAGCAGUGUGGAAAAACGGGAGGUCUGCACUAAGCAAUAUCCAUCAUUAUGACGUCGACGCUCAAGAGACACAUGUGCUACUGAUCACCAUUGGGUUGAUCGUCUUGGGGGUUAUGCUGGUCAUAGGAGCCAUAGUCAUGUAUCGCAAGAGGAGGACUAGGGAAGAGGCCAUUUACCAAGAUAUGCCCCUGAUGACAGUGAAGUCGCAGGAUGGAGGAGAUGGGGGGUACGAGGAGCUCCACAAAAAACAUGGUACCAAGAGAGAGGGAGAGUACGACACCCUGAACACAACUCCAGCACAAGCAGCAGGAGGAGAGAAAACAGAGGGAGCGUACGAAGCGCUGAAGAAAGCGGAAGGAAAGGAGGAGGAGUACCACACCUUGGAGGAAGGAGCGGCGAAAGGUGGGGAUGGGGGGUAUGAAGCAUUGAAAAAGUCCAAAGAUGAGGGAACUGGGGAUCUGUACCACACCUUGGGGGGAAAGGGGGCGAAAGGUGGGGAUGGAGGAGAUGGGGGGUAUGAAGCGUUGAAAAAGUCCCAAGAUGGGGGAACUGAGGAUUUGUCGCAUGCUUUGGGGGCAGAAGGAGGCAAAGAGUGAGAUGGAGAGUUUGAAGCAUUGAAGAAGGCUAAAGAGGGGUAUACCGAUCUCUGGGAGCAGAAAGGGGAGAGGAGAAGUAGGCCUAGAUCUGAGACAAUAGGAAGUCCUGUAAUGGCAAGAGGAAAGGUGGGGUGUAGGAUCGGUGGCAUAGCGCAGUUUUGCAGGGCCCCCCGCAAGGUCCAAGCAAGGCAGUUUUAUAGCUAAGCUCAUGCUAUUUGACCCAUUUUGCCAUUAGGCUGAAAGAAAAGUUUGCUGUUUUAGAGCUCAUUUCCUGCUAUUCUACACAUUUUGCCAUGAAUCUGAGAGAACAGUUUGUAGUUUUAAAGCUAAUUUCCUGUAAUAAAAAUAAAUAAUUCCUCCCGAGUGGCGCAGCGGUCUAAGGCACUGCAUCCCAGUACUUGAGGCAUCACUACAGAGUUGAUCCCAGGCUGUGUUGCAGCUGGCCGCGACCGGGAGACCAAAGAGGCGGCGCACAAUUGGUCCAGCGUCGUCCGGGUUAGGGGAGGGUUUGGCCGCCCGGGAUGUCCUUGUCCCAUCACGCUCUAUCGACUCCUUUUGGCAGGCCGGGCGCAUGCACGCUGACUAUGAUCGGCAGUUGUGCGGUGUUUCCUCCGACAUAUUGGUGCGGCUGGCUUCCAGGUUAAGCGAGCAGAGUGUCAAGAAGCAGUGCGGCUUGGCAGGGUCGUGUUUCGGAGGACGCAUAGCUCUCGACCAUCGCCUCUCCCGAGUCCGUACGGGAGUUGUAGCAAUGGGACAAGACUGUAAACUACUAAUUGUAUAUCACAAAAUUGAGGAGAAAAAAAUAGGGGUAAAAAAAAUAGAAAUAAAUAAUAAUAAUAAUUAAUGUUUUAUGACAUGUACAUAUGUUAUCUGGGAUGCCCAACCUUCGGAGGGUAUCCCAACCCCCCAAAAAAUGUAAUAAUUGUUUAUUUUUGGGUUGUGGGAGGGGGGGGGGUGUAUGAAGCUAGUGUGUAGGAUAAUGCUUUUAUCUUUGUAAUGUGUGAAGUGUUUAAAAGGAGGGAUUUCAAUACUUACUUUUCUUUGUAAUAUUAGACAUUUUCAGUAUUGUUUUAGACCGAUAUCAACUGCAACACUGAAUGUUUGACAAAAAA
Messenger RNA from Oncorhynchus kisutch (coho salmon), 2984 nucleotides. RefSeq lists its product as uncharacterized. Lineage: Eukaryota; Metazoa; Chordata; Actinopteri; Salmoniformes; Salmonidae. The record is from RefSeq and is a predicted model, not a curated record. Bases 244 to 1872 code for a protein of 542 amino acids. Gene Ontology annotation, cellular component: external side of plasma membrane. Gene Ontology annotation, molecular function: transmembrane signaling receptor activity. The transcript has 7 exons. Gene Ontology annotation, biological process: immune response; cell surface receptor signaling pathway.